Apus apus (common swift) is the source of this 3701-nucleotide messenger RNA. It is a transcript of the gene PHACTR2, whose product is annotated as phosphatase and actin regulator 2. The record is from RefSeq and is a predicted model, not a curated record. Gene Ontology annotation, biological process: actin cytoskeleton organization. NCBI's taxonomy places the organism in Eukaryota, Metazoa, Chordata, Aves, Apodiformes, Apodidae. Bases 221 to 2161 code for a protein of 646 amino acids. Gene Ontology annotation, molecular function: actin binding. The transcript has 13 exons.
GGGUCCGCACCGAGCGGUGCCCGGCAGCGGGCGGGCGUGACGGGCAGCGGGCAGGCAUGACAGGCAGCCGGCAGGCAUGACAAGCAGCCGCCGGCCCGCAGCCGCCCCCCGGCAGCCGGCGGGGAGCGCGGCCCCGGCCAGCAGCGAGAUGGCCCCCCGGAAACAGCCGCGGCGGAGGCUGCGCGCCCGGCGGGCGGCGUGAGCUCCUCCCGGCCGAGCGAUGGGGCAGACCUCGGUCUCCACGCUGCCCGAGCCGGCCGGCGUUGAUGGUUUGGAUAAAGCUUCAAUUGCUAACUCUGAUGGACCAGCCCCAGGAUCCCAAACUCCCCCCUUCAAGAGGAAAGGCAAACUCUCCACCAUUGGCAAAAUUUUUAAACCUUGGAAAUGGCGGAAGAAGAAGACUAGUGACAAAUUCAGAGAAACGUCAGCAGUGUUGGAAAGGAAGAUUUCGACAAGACAAAGCAGAGAGGAGCUGAUAAGAAGGGGAGUGCUGAAGGAAAUGCCUGAGCAAGAUGGUGAUGUAACAGUAAAUUUUGAAACUUCAAAUGGACACACCAUAGCCAUUGGUGAACAAGCCAUCCAGGAAGAAAGUGUGGUAAAAGACAGUGGAGAUAAUGGUGCUUUAUCAGAGAGAGCAUCAGUAUUGGAAGGGAAAAAAGAAGAUCAAAAAGAGAGCACUACUGAUCACUGCCCAGAAAUACCGGCAUCCCAUGCUCCACCAUCACCCAAACCUAAGCCUAAAUCUAAAAAAGCUCCGCUGCCACCAAAAAAUGCUGUUGCUGCUUCCACCACCACCAGCCAUAAGAGUAACGAAGCACCUCAUGCUAAAAAAAAGGGAAAGGCUCCUGCUAAGCAGCCUCCUCUCCCACCACCCAAGCCAACAAGUCACAGUGCAAAUCGAGAAGCUGCUAGUUCCUCUCAUGCAAAAAAACAACCAGUCUCCAAGUCCUCUUCAUCACCAUCUCCUUCGUCCACAUCAUCUCAUCCUAAAGCUUCUAAGGAGACUUCCAGCAAAUUGGGCACAUCAGGGACUCCCAGGGGCAAGAAAAAACCUGGGAAACAGUCAGCCCCACGAACAGCACCGGAUGGGGCUGCUUCUUCCCCUUCAGGUGCCACAGCCAGCAGGUUGGACACAAAGGCAGAAAAGCACGAGCCUGAGCAACCUUCCAUAGUCAUUUCUGAAUCAGAGGAUGCAGACCAGCCAAGCAAGCUUGUUGUUCCCCCUCCUCCCAGUGCUGCCCCUCCUCCUCCUCCACUUCCACCUCCUUUUCCUGCUACAGCCAGUCAGCCUGCUGUCUCCUCUGAUGCCCAGGAUGUGCCAGACAGCUGUGUGGCAGGGCCAGCUGUCCCCAGAUCAGAUACUAGACCUCUUCUCCAGACUGAGCAUGGCACAGAUGAGAGCCUGAGCAGUACGGCCCUAGACAGAGGUCCAGAUGCUAGUGGAGAAGACACAAAAAGCUUGGCUACCAAAGAAGACCAAGAAGUGGAGGAACCCAACCAGGCACACUCUGAGCUGGUGGAGGAGACUUCUGAUGCUGCUGCCCCUCCUGAGAGUGAAAGCAGUAGAGAGAGCCACAGCAGUGACUCGGACUCUGACGGGCCGAUACUCUACACAGAUGAUGAUGAUGACGAUGAUGAUAAUGCAAGUGCUGAAAGCUCUUUGGCAAGUAAAAUUCGUCGCAGGGAUACUCUUGCUAUCAAACUUGGCAACAGACCAUCUAAGAAAGAAUUAGAAGACAAAAACAUCUUGCAGCGUACAUCUGAAGAGGAGAGGCAGGAAAUCAGACAUCAGAUUGGAACAAAGCUAGUGAGGAGACUUAGCCAGAGGCCUACUACUGAAGAGCUAGAGCAAAGAAAUAUCCUAAAACAGAAGAAUGAAGAAGAGGAACAGGAAGCCAAAAGAGAAAUAAAACGUAGACUCAGUAGAAAGCUCAGCCUGAGGCCUACAGUGGCUGAACUUCAAGCAAGAAGAAUCCUUCGAUUUAAUGAGUAUGUGGAGGUCACGGAUUCUCCGGAUUACGACCGUCGUGCUGACAAGCCUUGGGCCAGGUUAACUCCUGCAGACAAGGCAGCAAUACGGAAAGAGCUGAAUGAAUUUAAAAGCACAGAAAUGGAAGUACAUGAGGAAAGUCGGCAAUUUACCAGGUUUCAUCGUCCAUAACUGACCACAUCCUGUAUUUCAUGUAACAGUUUUCUUUGGGGAAAUCACUGCAUCCUGAAGACCUGAGAUUGCACUGGAACUUGACUGAGUGUGAUUGUGUGCUACAGCUUACCCUGAAGUUAAUGAAGGAUGUGGCCCUCUUCUUUAUUAAUGGACAAAUAAUUUGUCUAGGAGGAGAACCUACAUGACAUUUCUCAGCGUUAAGACAGACCAUGGUUCUGUGUCUAGCCCACACAGACAAGUUUGUGGACUUCUGUGGAGCUCCACAGGUCAGGAAGAGCUGAAGACAAUCGCUUGAGAGCCUGUUACCAGGAACUCACCAGACUGCACAGGGUUGUGACUGAGGGUAACUGAGAGCGGGGAGUGUGAAAAUGACAAAGAUUGUGGAGGUAGAGACUUCGCUUGUCAGUCCAUGUUGAAAGAUGGAAUGGAUGGGACUGAUUAAUGAUGCACGUGGCCAGUGUGAGGAAUUAUUUUUUUAAAUACUGAGAGUGUGAGCAACUGUGCAUGUAUUUUUUUUAGUGGCCGCAGCCUGUCUUAGAAAGACAGCAAGCCACAAGUCCUCAUGUCAUCAGUACUUUAGUGAAGAACUGUAAUUUUCUCUGGUGCCAGUAAAUACAGUUGCCAGAAAUCAGUCCUAGUAUAACUCUGCUGUCUUUUUUAAAAUCCCAACGCGCAUGCUUCAAGAAGUACAUUGAACAUUCACACAGAACAAGUAAUACAUUUUUUGGUUUUUAAUGUUGACAUACUCUGGAUCUUCAGAAAUACAUAAACAGGAUUCAAAGGACGAAUAACACAUGACACUAUGAAUGCAAUUAAAUGCUUCAUGUUUAGAAACACUCCUUGCUGCCUGUCACUUGCCAUUCAAAGCAGAGGGAUCUUUCUUACCUAUGGCAGGCAGUGGUAACAACUUCGACAUCAUGCUGGUGUGGAUCCAAAACCAGAAUUGAAAUUGGGCACAAAAGUCUCUACUAGUCAGCUUCAGCAGUGAUUAUGAAUGUGAGGUUUUAAGUUUGAGGACUCUUGCACUGCUUUGAAGGAAGAACUCCCAGAUGAAUCAGGAUGCCUUCAGCCAGUGGUCUUGUAAAACUGAACAGAAAAACCCUGUUUUAGUUGAGUGUGAAGAAUGCUUCUUAGAUUGAUAAAUUUUUAUACUAUCUUGAAAUAGUAUAUGUGAAUACAGUGCUAUUAAAAUUAAGUGGUAUGGAGUGUGAAAGGCAAUACAUGGUUUUCUGAGUUGGCCCAAAGGCCUACUAAAAAGCCAGGGGCGUUGUUUACACUAAGAAAUUCUCUGUCUUAUAUUAGCACUUAUUUAUCCUUUGAAUUAAUGUACACAGCAUUUUGGGGGGGUCUGGAAUUCACAUAGGCAUACAUUUAAUGCAGUAUUAAAAUAUAUUUGCUAUUUAUCCUCUCUAAUGUGUGUACAUAUUACAAUUUAUUUUUGUCUUUUAUGAGCCCUGUUUAUUUUUUAAUUAUGAAGUGUAAGUAUUUCUUUUUCAGGCAAUAAAAGGUCUGUGUAGAUGUGAUUUUUACCUCAAAA